Messenger RNA from Athalia rosae (coleseed sawfly), 6767 nucleotides. Its product is annotated as homeobox protein Nkx-2.2a-like. Lineage: Eukaryota; Metazoa; Arthropoda; Insecta; Hymenoptera; Athaliidae. The record is from RefSeq and is a predicted model, not a curated record. Gene Ontology annotation, molecular function: RNA polymerase II cis-regulatory region sequence-specific DNA binding; DNA-binding transcription factor activity, RNA polymerase II-specific. The transcript has 4 exons. The coding region runs from base 4399 to 5199 and encodes 266 amino acids. Gene Ontology annotation, cellular component: nucleus. Gene Ontology annotation, biological process: regulation of transcription by RNA polymerase II; cell differentiation.
GUGAUACGAGAGGAACUAGGAGAAACACUUGAGGCUCGUUUUGAAAUUUAAGCAGGUUUCGAAGAGUCCAAAGGAUCUUCGAGCAGUAGUCAUUCACCUACACUUGUCCGUCGAUUGCUUUACGACAGAUUCGCGUGUUCGGGUGUUGCAGGGAAUUUAGAAAAUGUCGGUAAAUUUUGCUCGAGCACGUACGGGCAGUAAAAUGCGGCAUUCAGGUGCUGCCUAGUUCGGGUCUAACGCCGCCCGAACAGGUAUUUAUAUUGUCAUGUUAAUUUCAGAUUUUUCAAAAUAUUCCUCAAAUGGGUAAAGGCCCAUUGACGAGGGCACGUCUUCUUGCACUGUCUGCCACCUGACAAUAAGUCUGAUUGUCAACCCCAAGUCCCACCCCCUCAUAUCCACCACUUGCCGCCUCGUCCGUAGAAUUCCAGCUUUUCGAGUUCACAAAAAGCAACACCACGCAACAAGAGAGUCAGAGUCGAAUUAGUUCUACCAUCGACAUCGAUUACAUUGUCAUCGACGAAUCCCGAUGAUAGUUUUUGCCGAUCAUACGUCGAGAUUCCAUUGAAAUCCACGGCCGAAAUGCAUUCUUUGGAUCUGCAGCAAGAUUUUACACUACGGUGUCCAAGUUGUUGUCCGGUAAAUCGCCGUACCGUUCGCACGUUUGCAUCGCCUCUAAAUCCUGUAAUCCUCGACUUUACAGCUGGGCAGCGAUUAACUUAACCGCUGGUAGAAUCCUUCAUUAGUGUUUUAAAUAAACAUUGGAUUACAGUGUAGCCGCACGAGUUAAGUCGGGGUUAACCGUGCUGCUGUUCGUUAAGCUAAUCCCAUUUCGCACAUCCGAGUUUGGAGUUGAAUUCAAACACCGGUAUCAAAAAACGAGUACACAGCUACCGCUCUGAGGAUCUUCUAGUUAUUAUUUUCGAAAAUUCUGUUUACCGUGUUCCGAUGGUGUCGUGGCCGUAAACCUGCUGCACCAGCAACGAGACGUAGACAAAUUGGGUUGCGUGCUUGAAACAAGUUGGCACAGAUAUCGCCAAACAGUCGUGAGAACUCGACAAAUGUUCACGGCUCGAUUGCCGGGGGAGGGUUUUUUUCUUCCGAAUAAAAUGAGUCUCUUAAACUUGAUUCUAACAGAAUUAGGUAUUAGUUGUAGUCUACGGCGCUCUAGACCCGCGAAUAUAAUAUUUUCAAAAAUCAACGCGCGUCGGCCCUUUUGUGAAAAUUAACAUCAUAAUAGGAUUCCCAUACGGUCGGCACUCGAGCCAAGUGUUGGGAAGGUAUCGAAAAAUUUUUUUUAGUCAGAAAGUCAUAAAUCUACGAGUGAAAUCUUCCACGAGAAACUGGAUGGUGCGCGGCCGCCCCCUUCCGCAGUUUUUGACUCUUAUACAAAAGUUCGACACCGAGAAUAAAGCGAUAUAAAGGAAGAGACGGAACGGACUCGAAUGGACCGGAUAUUCGCCCUUUUACGGGUAGCUUCGCUUGGGUAUAUAUCAUUUUGGCUACCUGUUUCAAUUCGUGCGGCCGUUCCUGCACUCUUCAAGUCCGAUGUUUUUUGCCUUUUCUAUAGACGCGUGAGGCCAGGAAGCUUAAAAAAUCGGAUGUUAGUUUUUACACAAUGUAGUUACCGGGAAAAAUAGCAUCGUCUCGAUUCUGAUUUUCUCACGCCAUACUUCUGCGUUGUUAUACUCUAGAAGGACUCGCAUUCUGCAAAGUAGGCGAUUCCAAGACCCCGAGUAAUCAAGGUGGGCUGGUAUACCAGAGUUUGCGUGACAAUCGCCAGGGAUUGAUGGAGCAGGAGAUUCACCCUACGUCUUUACCUAUGCGUUGCAUAGAUAUGGGGCAAUUUGUAUUUUGCUCGCCAGCUACGUCCGACGUUCUACGGCGACUCAGAGAUCGUAAAGUUGUAUAGCUGCAAGGGUUUGAAAAGAUCGAAUCUUUUUGUAUCGCUACACGGUGCAGGUAUGUCUAGUAGGUCGGAUCGAACCAACCCCAUAAAGUGAGGAUAUAAAAAGUCACGCGUAUGACACAGUUUCGUGUAGAAUUACCAGCUAUACCGAUCCAGGAGUGCUGUACGGGCCUUUAGUGUAAUGGUAAAAAAGAAAAGAAGAGAAAAAAAAUCAAAUGACCGCUAAUACCCAUUCACAUUAGUACUCAAAGUAAAGUAUGUCCUCGAUGUGAAAAGUUCUAAUCGAUUCCUGACUUCCAUUGGCUAGAAGUUACCGGGGGUUGAAUACCCGAAUCCUGAUUGGCCCUGGUGCUCCUAUUCCCAUUGGUUAACGCAGGGGUCGUAUUUUGCUCCGCCCUUCCGUAACUUACCGCUAAAUUUCCACGGUCAAUAUCGAAAGGAAAUUUUUACCAAGGACGCUUAGUAGUCUCACCGGAUCUUCAGACCGUCAAGAGUCAGUUUUUAUGGUUUGGCGAGGCGAGUGAGCGCUACAGAUUUUUAAUCAAAAUUAACAUGACAUUUUUUAAAAACAAGGACAAAUAUUUUUGCCUAAGAAUCACAUUCUCUUAUGUCGAAUAAUUUCAAAUUUUCAAUGGUAAAAAGUGCGAGUGUGUAAUUUGCUGUCUAAUCAAGGGUGUUCGGUAAUGAGCACUUUCAACUGAAUAGAAUAGAAAAAUUUAGUCCCAGGUUUCGACUUUGUUUUGUGUGGCAGGGAGACGGUGUACGACUCGGGGGUAUAGAGUUGGAAAUUUCUCGCAGGGGUUUGCGUCGUAGGGUGCGAAAGUCGGUGGUCCCGCCCCCGGGUGACGCCGCCCUCCUGGCUCGAGGGUGCUUGAGUUCGAGCGCGAGCCAAGCUCACCGGAGGUAGGGAACACUAUUGGUCAAGUGCUCGUCGGAGACACUCAAAAAGUACAACAAGUCCUUAACUCAGUUUCAAAAAGAACGCACUCCAAAAUAUCAUUCCCUCAUACAUCUGGGGACUUUGAAUAAUUACAUGAUGCGAAUUUCGAUAAUAAUCAAACUAUAAUCUAGUCAAAGUAUAAAGUACAUAUUAAGUUUGUGUGAUAAACCGCAGUGUGUGCUUCGAUUUUACGUGCGGUAUUCUUCAAAUUUUAACCAUCUAAUAAGCGAACGUAAUAUUUAGUAGAAUUCCUUAUUUUUGUACGGAAAGUACAAAAACUAUUGGUAACAAAAACGUGCAAAACCUCUUAGUUCCAUAACUGCAGUGCAUAUAAAAAAAACAUUCUGGAAAGACGAAAAUGUACUGACGAAAGUAUCCACCAAAUUUUCAAGAUGGCGGAUAAAAACAAGAUUUUACCAUGGCCCCUGCUUCCGUAUCCGGCGAGUUUGUUGAACCACGUCUGGUACAGCCAGCUCGCUUUGAACUCUAGGUAAAAAAAAAAAAAAAUACAAAUAGAGUAACUAUUCUAUUGUCAAUCAAUUUAUUCCAUAGAUUAUGGAUACCGAUUGACGACUUCUGAUGAAAUUGAGUAAUGAUGAUGAAGGGGUCAUCACGUAUAGUUAAUUAUUUAGGUUGAUUAUUCCGGAUCCUGGUGUUUUUUCGUUUUAUUUUUUUAAUUAAAAAUGUUUUUUGCUUUCACCGCAGAGUUUACUGGUAGCUGCAAAAUUUGAUAAUCUGACGCGCGGUCAAAGUUAGACGAGCUGUGACCGAAUUAGUUAAUAACCCCUGAUAACUAAUAGAGUGCACAGGAGUGCCUAUAGCCUUAAACCGUAACGAAUAGAUACACCUAAAUCAAUGCGGACACGCGAGACUGGCGAACAGAUUGGACCAUAUCCUGUCGACAUGAUACGCGCCACUUAGGGAAAUUAACCAUUUUGACUACUGGGGCGGAGGAACGAGCGUUUAGUAAAACAAAAAAAAAAGGGCGAGUGACGUUAAUUUUAGAAAGUAUAAAGCCCCGUCGUUCGCUCGUUGCGACCCAGGUGCAACCUUAUUUCCAUAUUUAAUGAAUUUAUGAUCGUUUUGACGCACAAAAUUUUGGUCCACUAAACUCGAGGCUGCACGAACCACCCGCGGUGCAUUAUUUCGGAGAUUUCAACGCCGUUAAAGCUUCUCUCAAUUAUCGGGCAGCGCGAAAUUAACAGCAUCUCCCCUAAAAUGCCCGCGCCUCGUCAGCAUAUUUUUCCCCACAAACCUCAUCUCGAUUACUCCCUCGUCUAUCAUAAUUAAAAGUACAAUAUGGGGGUGGAACUUGUAGCACAAUAUUUGAUUCCGAAUGCAGGUAGACGGAAUGGCCAUCGAUUGUUUUUUGCAGUUUUGUUUGGGAAUAACGUGGUGGACGUGUCGAAAUAAUGGGCGAAAUGGAUUAGAGCUUAGGGUACAGGUUCGCCGGGGAAUCCUCGAGAAAUAGUAAGCGGUGCAGGUAGAUCCUAUCCUUGCGGCUGCUCGAACUUCUGCCUCCUGCGCUCGCCGUCGACGGUUACUGGAGAGCAUGAAGAUGCCAGCCGCGCGAACGUCCGGUUUUCAUAUCUGUGACAUUCUGGAGCUCAAUGACUCCAAACCAACUACAGAUGAAACGGAACUUCAAGGAACCACCGCUGUCUUACCCCCGGCAACCGAGGUUCCAUCAACUUAUCAACAGCUCCUCGAACACACGACAGCGAUGCUGCAACCCGGUGUUCACGCCAAUCUAGCAAGAACGACGUUACCACCUCCGCCACCCGGGAUUCUGGGCUGGCCUACCGGACCGUCGCUCAAUCCGACGAUACCUCAGCCGCUCGACGAAGUGAACGUUCUGCAGCAGCCGGAUUCGACCAGUCCGACAAUAUCGGAUCUCUCGUUUCCAUCGCACCAGGAGAACGGUCACGAGUCCAAAGAGGACGAACAGGAAUUCGAGGAGGAACAUCAGGGAGAGUCUCAGCCCCACGAAAGUGAACAUAAAAAACGUAAACGACGCGUCCUUUUCUCGAAAGCGCAGACGUACGAACUAGAGCGACGGUUCAGGCAGCAACGUUACCUCAGCGCACCCGAACGCGAACAUUUGGCGUCGAUAAUAAGGUUGACGCCAACGCAGGUGAAAAUCUGGUUCCAGAAUCACAGGUACAAGACGAAGCGCGCCGCCACCGAGAGGGUCGAAGCUAGCGGAAGCGGAUGUUCGCCCAGAAGAGUCGCCGUACCUGUCUUGGUACGCGACGGUAAACCUUGUCAGUCAAAGUUGAUGGAAUCGGCGUCUUACCCGGGAUCCGGCCAGGUCCCUAUGGCUCCGUACAUGCAGAAACCUUACUGGUGGUAAGCCUCGGGAUUGUUACGUUUUAAUUUCUUGCCCUGGACCACACCUUGAUCGUCAUAGUGCAAUACCUGAUACCAGUAUACAUAUACAUAUAUAUAGAUAUAUAUUUGUAGAUAACGUGCUCACGAUUUCUGUCUGUCAAUCAGUCCUUUGAUCGUACGCGGAAUUUUUCCUCCUUUCCUUUUUUCACUCGGAUUUUCACCCUCGCGUAAUCCGGUCCGCGCAGGAGUUAUUAUUCGGUAGCAAGUCUCGUAGCGUAGCGUGAAACGCGUACUAAUGUGAAUUCGUAGUUACAUAUAUUGUAUCUAAAUUUGAAUGAUAAAGGGUUCGUCCUAAUGGUGUACGCCAAAUAGCUAGCUAGGCGGGGACAGAAAAUCGUGUGUACUAUACCGAUGCGAUUAUAUAGUCGAAUUACGAAUUAUAGCGGAGACGUGUGUAUAACUUAAUAACGACGAAAAGUGAUUUAGAGCGUACAUGAAUUAUAUACCAUAUAAAUACAUACGUAUAAUAUCUAGUUAGUUAAUUGUUAAUGUGAUUUUUGAAUAUUUCUUACCAUAUAAGUUUUGUACAAAUUCAUUCUAGACAGAGUUCAAAUUAGUUCAUAAAAAUUAAACACCAUAGACUUCUCUAUGCAUUCGCCAUAAAUCAUCUCACUAUUCCUCAUAGACGGCGCAGUCGGUGGAAAUUUUUUUAAUCGCUUCAGUUUACUAUCGGGUAAAAAUUUUCCUCUAUGAAACAGUUGUACGAUAUUCGAUUAGCGUUUGCCCCGUGUAUGCCAUCGUAAUGUGCAUAUGAUCGUAUCGGGAUUUUUCAUUUCUUUCGUCAUGUCACGUCGAACGAUUAUUUUUCAUAAGACGGUUACGUAAUGGAUUGACGCGACAAUUGCGUAUAUAUUGGGCGUUUUUUAAGACCGUAGGUAGAUAAGCUAGCGGCAAAGAUUACUUAUCUAUCCGGUGCACACGUGUAAAGGAAAAAAAUUAAAAACAAUUUAAUAAAACGAAAAAACAGAACAGCUGAUCGAGCAAAAAAAUCAUAAUAUUUUAUAGAAAAGAGAAACAAAAUGAAAAAAAAAAAAAAAAAACAUAGAAAAUUACGCGCGGGAAACGUGUCAAAAAACCUAAUCACAAUAUCAUUUUUUUUUCACGUCUCUUACGACCCACUUCAGGUGAUAUACUUGGUGAUGUAAUUGAUAACUCUAUGAUCUACUCAUCUGGUGUAUAUUAGAUUCGAUUUUAGAUCGCCAGCUAUACUCCUACCCGUGAGGGUUUUCAAAGAUCUCGUAUAUGUCGUUUGUGAUUAGAGUUCAGGAUACAAGAAAAAGUUUUGCACGUCUGAUGCAAUUACACAAUAGGACAACGAGAUUCGAAGGAAAAAAAGUUUCGACGAAUUUUUUUUUUUUCUUCCUUUUUUUCUUCUCCUCAUGCAGAAGCGAUGAUCGGAGAUUAUGAUGAAUGAUGACGACGUGUGUGCCGCGUAUCAUUUUCUUAAAAAAUUAGCGUGUACUUUACUCGUGUGGACUCCUUAGAGUGAUGCAUGUAUGUAUAAUAUAGUGAAAUGUGAAUAAAGAAAAA